CAGUGAGUAGUGUGAGACCCGGAUGUCAUUCGCUAUGCCCACCCCAGGCAACGUGUUCAGGGCUUCCGGGGCGUGGCCUGGCCAGAGCGAGGCGUGGAACGCGCAGGUGAUUGGAUGGUUCGGUCCUGAUAGCCUGGGAGCCCGGUAUAACGCCGGCAGCACCGUCCCUGAGGCGCGGAGACCGCAGCACCGGGCGCUGAGUGCGGGGUGGAGGACAAGUCUUAAAUCAGCCGUGGGCCCUACUGGAGAAGCUGGAUCCCUGCCCUGCACGAGUUGCCGACGCUGAAGGUCACUUACCCUUGAUGUGGAUAUGCUAAAAUGGCAUUGGUGCCGUAUGACGAUAGUGUGCUCAGCGGUCUGCAGAGGUUUCAUCAUUCCAACACCACUUACACCUUCGCCAACCACACCAUCCGGAUCAAGCAGGACUGGAGGCAGCUGGGCGUGGCGGCGGUCGUGUGGGACGCUGUAUGUAUGACUUAUAACUGCUGCUUUCUGGGGGUCUUCAUAACGGGUAUGGGACUCAAGGUCGACACUCAUUAGGUCGACAUGAAAAAG
Messenger RNA from Pseudophryne corroboree (corroboree frog), 555 nucleotides. It is a transcript of the gene METTL21A, whose product is annotated as methyltransferase 21A, HSPA lysine. NCBI's taxonomy places the organism in Eukaryota, Metazoa, Chordata, Amphibia, Anura, Myobatrachidae. The record is from RefSeq and is a predicted model, not a curated record. Bases 319 to 540 code for a protein of 73 amino acids. The transcript is spliced from 3 exons.